GAGUUUUUGUUCUAAAUCAUGUUCACAGCCUACAGAAAGAGUCUGAAUGAUAUGGUAUUUUCUACGUCGGAGAGCCCAGAAGAUCAACCAAGUACAGGAAUUUUGGGCCGUAUUGGUUACUGGUUGUCUCCGUGGAGAGGGAGAGCUUCUGUGCCGCCUUGUGAAAGUGACUCAUCGAGUGGCAGUUAUGCUGAAGACGCGGGAGGGGAGGAUGGCGAGGAGUCACUGAGAGGAGUCCCGGCCGGAGAGGAGCAGGAUUCCAGCUCGGAGAAGUUUUUCCCCUGCGAGGAGGAGAACGCCACGCAGUCUGCCCACAGAGACAGAUCUGCAGAGAGAGGAGGUCCACAGGAGGAGGAGGAGCUCGCGGUGUGCCGGGAGCAGAGGAAGGGGCGGGGCAACGAGAGGGAGGAGAGAAGCAACGGUACUUCGGAAAGUGGGAAUCACGUCUGUCAUCUGACGAAUCUCUUUACCUCCAGACCAGAAGCGGUGUGGGACUUUGACCAGCCUCGCCCCACACAGGUUCAGUCAGACAAGAGGCUCCAUGCAUACUUAGAGGAGACCAGUGUGAUUCACUCAGGCCAACAGGAAGUCGUCACAACCACUUUAAAAAAAGGUCUCCACGUUCCUGCUAAGGGAAAGUCGUCUGCUAGCUUAAGUGCAGAAACAAAUGACAUCACAGUAGUGGGAGUGUCAGAACUUCAAUCUGAUAAGGAACAAACAGACGACAUGGGUCGCAGAAAAAGAUCCAGGAGAAAAUCUCAAGGAGACGGGGGAAGCAAACCCUCCGAAAAACCUGCAGAAGAAUCGUGCAACUCUGUGUCCAGUCCCCAAAGUCCCACUUCCCCCACAGGAGAGGCAUGUUCAAACCCCUCCUCCGAGACAAACCCCACCUCACAGGCCGCACCUGGAGGAGGAGGAGGAGGGCGAAUUGAAACUGUUUGUCCAGGCGCCGUAAAACCGUUGGGCAACCUCAGGAAUUCAAUCUCUGUCGCCGCAGCCACUAAGGCAUGCGAAGACAGUACAGGUGCCGAAAUGGAGGAAGAAAGCAGCGCGUACAAGGUGGAGAGGAAGACUGAAACACCGGAGUCCAAACGCAGGAGUAUCAAGGUUUCAACUUGUGAGGUGAAGAAUUAUCCGAAAGUUUUGCCUUUAAAUCAGAACCAGCAGGAACCGAACGCUGAUCGUCCGACCACCGGAGAUGAAGACAAGAACCAGGCGGGAACCUCUUCGGACUCCAGACCUCAUGACCCGAAGAAGACCGGGGAAGACACAAAGCCCGGUUCUAGUGGGAUCGCGGAUAAAAUCAGCAUCUUCGAGCGGAGGCGCCUCGACGGGGGUCACAUCCGAGCCCCGAGGAGCGCUGACGUCUCUCCGACCAGAACCCUCACAGACAGGUUCAAGGCCGACCUCGUCGUCUCGGAGCAAAGGUCCAAAUCGGCCGAACGACCCAGAGAGCAGCGGUCGGGGUUCUCGUCCCCGUCCCGGGAGAAACCCCUGUCCGUUAAGGAGCGAACGAGAAAGUUUCUGCAAGCGUCGAAAUUAGAACCGGCUCAGAAACUUGUGGCAACUCAAAAGUCCACUUCGAAUGUCCUGGCCGCUCCGACAAAACCAGAACCAGACGUUCAGGACAAACUGGAUAUUAAAGAGCAUGCCGGGAUAACAUCAAGACUAGAGGGGGGAGGCUCUAAUGAUGUGCAGGUAUCAGGUGUUCAAUCAGCUGACUCUUCAACGAAGGAAGCUGAAGAUCAGGUUUCUAUGCAAAACAGUGUCAGGAAAAGUGAGGAAUCCACUAACAACACAACCUCACCCCCCAAAGGUCCGAGCAGGACCGGCUCCCGCUCGAAAAAAAAGAAAAACAGAGAGCCAGCCAGUCCGGUUAGUAUUCAAAACACAUCGGAGGACCCUGCUGCAAAGCAAGAGCAUGCGGGUGAUGCAGAGAAAGUCGCCUUUCCAUCUCAGGAGCUCCUCGGAGAUUUAUCAGAAAAGCAGCCACAGUCUGACACCAACGAUGAAGAAAGGGGUUUUGACGUGCUGCCAAACCGGCAGGAGGGGUCACCUGAAGCUCCCGUCCACACAGAUGAACCCGAUACCCCCAGCACAGGAACAAAGAACACUAUUGACCGUGCUGUUUCACCCCCAGACGAGGGGCUUUCAGGGGCAUUCGAAGCAAAAAGAAACCCCACAGAUAACAGUCAAACGUCAGGCUCCUCCCCCUCAGCUGAGCCGCUUCCUGCUGUCAAACAGGAAUCACUCGCUGAACAGCCCAGUUUGGGUGAGGAAUUCCAGACAAGUGAAGGAGAAUUAGGACGAGCGACGGAAGGCCAAAUCAAGGAGCCAGGAGUUACGGAGAAACUUGAAACAGUUGAGAAAGAGAAACCCAAUUAUGCUGAGAGAACGUUUCCAGCAGAAACAACGGCGUCCCUGUCCUCAAAAGACAGUGUAGGAGUUCCAUCAGACACAGACGGGAACGCUCAAGAACCAGAGGAGACCCCAGCCCUCCCCUUUCAAACUCAAAGUGCCUCUCAGGUGGAGACGGAGCACACCGAAAAAGCUGCUAUUUGCACCGCAUCCGCCGCUAAUGAGGAGGCGAGCGGCGCUGGGGCUGAUAAAAAGCCUCCCAGCGUAAGGGUGGCUUCAAAUGUAGAGUCCCUAACACAGUCCGUAGAAAGCCCCGGAAUGGAAAGAGAAACAGUCGCAGUAGAGCCCCAAUCUAAUUCUGUGUCUGUGGAAAAGCCAGAGAAUUCACUGGAUGACUCAUGUACGCAUGAGGCUAAUGCUCCAGAGCUUUCCAACUCCAAACCUUUCAUUAAAGCUGCUGCUGCAGACGAGGGAGGGAGGUCAGGAGUCACUAAUGAAUUGUCAGGGCUUAUAGACUCACUUAAAUGUAAGACAGGUGAAGAUUCCGCCACUAAAGAGCUCUCUCGCCAACCUCUCCGUGAACCUGCAAACGCCGACGUUAGGGAGCAAAACGGAGACGGGAGUGCCGCAAACAAAUCCGAGACCCCACUGGAUAAAGUCGCCGGAGAAUUAAUUAGAGCAAUAUUUAGCGACGUGUCCGUUAAGAAUCUAGAAAAUUCCCAUCCGAGUCCAUCUAAAGAGUUUGAAACGAAUGGCAACGUCUCCUCUGAUUUGCAACUUCAAAAUGACAACAAACAAUUAAUUCGUGACAAGACGAAUCAAACUCCCAAAACGUCACCAAAGAACCUCAACCCAGACUCAUUUAGAUUACCAAUGAAGAAACUCCACGUUCCUCUUGGAUUAAAAAACGAUUCCUCGGACGGGAAAGACACCCCGUCCAGUUGGCUGGAUCUAGACUUCCCAAAACCGAAGCCUAAAGUCCAAGAAGUCAAACUGACCUCCUCUGGAAGUGAGAGCAACCUCCUGGACACUUCCGGCGAGUUCGACGAUGAGGACUUUGUCGCGAAAAUCAAGAACCUCUGUGUCCCCUUCUCCCACCCGCCGCGGAAGCACCACCCAAUCCGUUCGCCGCAGCCCCCGUUCGCGAUGCCGGCCAUCAGGGAGACCAGCUUAGAGAAAACCUUUGACCCCGAGGAGUUCACGUUCGGCCUGAGGAAGAAGAAGCAGCUCAGCUUGGACCUUUCAGUGGACCUUCACAGCACGGAGACCAAACCCAACGUCCUGCCCACCAGGGCUAGCUUUGCGGAGCGCAGCUUGCUCCUCGGCGGGCUCAGGGACGCGAAACCCGCGAAGGACGAGGCCGUCAAAGAAGACGACCAAAUCCGAGUCAAGUCUCGCUUGGAGGGCAGCUCUCUCUACAGUAGUCUUUUUACUUCUCACUUAAGAGGGGCUAAGAACGGACCUCAGGCUGAAAGCAGCCCUUCAGAGGAGGCGCUGCCUUCACAAUCCCCCCUGCUUACCCCCUUACCCCUACCAGAAAACGCAUCAAAGGACAAGCAGAGCAAAGAGGAAGUCCAGACUUCAGAGGAUGUGGUCAGCGACUCAAUUCCUGCACUUCCUUCUUUUAACGACAUCAAGCUGCCGGAUUACUUGAAGAAGUAUCUUCCACCAGAACCGGCGGCUGCCGAACCGAGUCCACACGGACAGGAGAAAACAGAGUUUACUGGGAAAAUGGCAGCUCCAGUCUCCACAGCGACGGCAGACUUGGUUUCAACCCCUAAUGUGGGGCUUCCUGACAGUGUAGCUUCAUGUUUUCCUGGGAUUCCUCCAACCACACUCUCUACACUCCCUGACCUCAAGCAGCCUGUGACUCAGCCACAUAAAACGUUUGACAACGGAUGUCAUAAGCGCCCUGGAAAGAUGGUGCUGUUUGAGAACGCUCAGUUCGGCGGCCAGGCGUACGAGAUUUACAGGGAUGUGGCAGAUGCUUCGUCCCUGCAGCUCUCACCUCUCAUCUCUGUGAAGGUUGUGAGAGGCUGCUGGCUGCUCUACGAGAGGCCCAACUUUCAGGGGCGUGUCAUCGCCUUGGAGGAGGGGCCGGUUGAUUUGGAAAACCAGUGGGCAGAGUGCGCGCCAGAAACGGAACCGCACGAGCGUCCGCCGAUGCUAAUUGGAUCCAUUCGACUGGCCGUCAGGGAUCACAGCCUCCCCCGUAUUGAUCUUUUCACCGAUCCCGAAGGCCGAGGAAGAGUCACAUCGUAUCUGGACGAUGCGAUAGAGACGGGCUCGUACGGCAUCCCGCUGACAACAGCUUCCAUACAAAUUCACUCCGGAGUGUGGCUUGUGUUCAGCGAUCCAGGCUUCCAGGGGAUGCUGUCUGUGCUAGAAGCUGGAGAGUAUCCAUUCCCCGAAACCUGGGGCUUUCCAUCCCCCUUCGUUGGGUCUCUUAGACCCCUGAAAAUGGGUGGAUUGAAGGUGGAAUAUCCCAGCGAGGUUAAGGCUGUGUUAUUUGAGAAACCGGCGUUUGAGGGCUCCAGUUUGGAAAUCGACAGUGAAGUUUUUAGCUUUUCUGAUGAAGCAAACCCACUAAAGUCUGUGGGUUCCUUAAAGAUCAUUGGAGGAUUCUGGGUGGGAUACAGCCAGCCGGGGUUUGAGGGUCACCAACAAAUCCUGGAGGAAGGAGAGUACGUCGACUGCAGCGACUGGGGAGGCUCCGAGCUUCUCUCUCUGCGGCCGGUGCAUUCUGAUUUCCUGUCUCCACACGUGAAAAUGUUCAGCGACAGAGACUUUGGGAAGCUCGGCGUGAACAUUAACCUCACCGGUCCCGUCAUUAGCAUGGACGAGACCGGCUACGGCAUGAAAACGCAUUCCGCGGAUGUCACCAGUGGUGUGUGGGUUUUCUUUGACGAGCCGGGAUUCUGUGGAAAGUGUUACAUCCUGGAGAAAGGCCUGUACGGAAGCCCGGAGGACUGGGGGGCCAUGCAACCCCGAGUCGGCUCAGCAAUGCCUGUUUUGUUGGAUGAUUUUCUGAACGUCUCCAAGUUUAAGGUGCAGCUUUUCUCUGAUCCGGGUUUCCGGGGCUCCGUCCUCACCCUAGAAGACAGUGCGGCAUCACUGGAGGACGGCUUCUCUGUGGCCUCCUGCAAAGUGCAGGCAGGCAGCUGGCUCGCGUUUGAAGGCCAGGACUUCACAGGAAAGAUGUAUGCGUUGGAAGUGGGGAGCUACCCGGAUCUGAGAGCAAUGGGCUGCGUCAGCAAGAGCUCGUCCAUCCUGUCUCUGCAGUCCAUCGGCCCUGAGUUCUCGUUGCCGUCCAUCACUCUGUUCGAGCGCAGCGGUCUGCGUGGGAAGAGGGUUCUUCUCACCGACGGAGCCGUCAACCUCCUGCUGGCGGGGGGCAGCACGCGGGUCCAGUCGGUUCUGGUGGAGGGAGGCAUGUGGAUUGCGUAUGAGGGAAUUAACUACCGAGGGGCUCAGAUUUUGCUGAAGCCUGGCGAGAUUCCAAACUGGCACAAAUUUAGCAGUUGGCAGAAAAUCGGAUCUCUUCGUCCUCUUUUGCAGAAACACGUGUACUUCCGCUUACGGAACAGACAGUCGGGGAUGAUGAUGUCCAUCACCGGGGAUUUCGACGACGUCAAAAUGCUGCGGAUCCAAGAAACGGAGGAAACGGGCGGCUUGGAGCAGAUUUGGCUGUACCAGGAUGGGCAUCUGUACUGCAAGCUGUUUGAGGAGUACUGCCUAAGCCCGAGUGGAAGCGUCACAAUCCCCGGAAGCAGAGCGGGAGUCACGCCAAAGUUUGAUGAUCAAAUUCACCCGUGGAGCAUCACUCCGGAGGGGUUUGUUCGCUACACCCUCACCCCUGACCUCGUCCUGGAAGUCAAAGGUGGACAUCAGUACGAUAAGAAGCACGUGAUUUUAAACACUCUGGAUCCACACAAACUACAGCAGAGAUGGGAUGUGGAAAUUCUAUAACAAGCGGAGAAAAGUUUCCAAACUGAACUUCAUAAAACUGAACAGAAUGAAAUGUAAGCACCUUAAAAUAUCUCAAACAAGUGUUACAACCUUUGGCACACUCUUCCUCCCUGCAGACGAAGAUCAGGGUAAUUCGGCUUUUUCUUGCAUCUCCUCCUCUGAUUCUGCAGUUUCUCUGCAGCUGUCGUCCUCUUCAGACACCUUGACCACGGUCUUCCCUCUGGCGUGGCCGUGCUCCAGUUUCUGAAAAGCCUGAGGCACCUGGGCGAAAGGGAACUGGGCCUCCACCACUGGAAGGAUCUGUGAUGAAGCAUGAAGAGAAAUGUUAAAAAUUAAAAUUAAAUUGAUCUUUAAUUGA
This is a messenger RNA of Oryzias melastigma (Indian medaka), 6685 nucleotides long. Its product is annotated as beta/gamma crystallin domain-containing protein 1. Bases 19 to 6327 code for a protein of 2102 amino acids. The record is from RefSeq and is a predicted model, not a curated record. The transcript is spliced from 23 exons. NCBI's taxonomy places the organism in Eukaryota, Metazoa, Chordata, Actinopteri, Beloniformes, Adrianichthyidae.